Callithrix jacchus (white-tufted-ear marmoset) is the source of this 8383-nucleotide messenger RNA. Its product is annotated as KIAA1210 ortholog. The record is from RefSeq and is a predicted model, not a curated record. NCBI's taxonomy places the organism in Eukaryota, Metazoa, Chordata, Mammalia, Primates, Cebidae.
CCUGCGGGUCUGGGGCUGCGUGUGUGUGGGCGCUUGAAGUGCGGAGCUGCCCCCACGUGGCAGCCUCUAAGGGCAUGCCCGCAGCACGGGCUCCCAUGCACCCCAGCAGGCAAGGCACGUAACCGGCCAGCGGCUCCCUCAGCAGCACCAUGGCUAGCUUUCACGCAUGCCUCGAGAUUUCAGAUAAUCCCACGAUGGCUGAAUCACCCAGUGAAAUUUCUGACAGUCUGGAUGUUCUUGAGGCUGGUGAUGAGGGAAAGAAGAAAUCCAAAUUUAAAGCCCUUAAGAGCUUUUUUGGUAAGAAGAAGAAAAAAGAGGCUGAAGAUAGCCAGGAAGAAGAAGUUCUAGAACCGAGUUUGUCCGGAAGCAACAUUAACAUCUUUUCUCAGGAGCCCGUUCAGGAAAAUCAACCAACUGGGGCCAGGGCCAAGAGUGGCAUGGGGAGCAAAGCCCUAUCUCAUGAUAGCAUCUUCUUCUUGGUUCCUGAGCCUGAAAGAUCAGCAAGUAAAAUGAGGCCUUCUGUGGAUCCCCAGAGAGGCAGACCUCAGCAGAGAUCCCAUAUUUCCAGAACUCUGCCUAAACCUAAGAGUAAUGUGCCUGGAGCUGUGUCUGGAGCCAUGUCAGGAGCUGUGCCUCAAGAUGUGCCUGCAAGUGCAGUCUGUGUUACGAGGCCCAAGAUCACUGAGAAGCCACCAUCGCGCCGACGCCGACUCAGCAUCAUCCCACCUGUUGUCCGAUCUGAUCCAACUUCUAAGGACUUGGUAGAAAUUUCUGUCGAUGAUGAGUCACCUAAGAAUCCACAAAAAAAGGCUUUACCACAGGGGAUUUUGACAGCAACUCAGAGCUUCUCUGAGCGAUUACCUGGACCUGACUGCUCACAGUCCUUGACUGCAUUUGCCACACUUGCCUCUGCCAGUAGCACCCCACUGCCGGUUGGUUUCAGCACCCCAGCCACCACCGAGGCCUGUUUGGAUUCUUCAGCUGCUCGCCACAAGAUGACUUUAAAUCCCCGCAAACAAAACAAGAAGAAGAACCUUCAAGCAAUUGUAAAACCAAACCAGGAGGAGCGAAACCUUCCAUUGGUUUCUGGAGAAGAAAAGAAUGUAACCAAACCAAAAGAAACCAACCAAAAGAAGCUGGGUUCCUCAAGCAAGGAACAGAGCAAGAAAACUGAAAUAUACGACAAGAAGACAACAGACCAGGCUCCAAACUCUGAUGCUACUGGGAGUCAGGGCCAUCCACUACCAGAAGCAUCUGGAAGAAAACGGAGAAAAAAAGGAGCAAGUGUUUCAGGAUUGAGUGAGUGUGAAUUCAAGGAAAGAAGCCUUAAACAAUAUCGCCUGGGCGAUGGAGCUGCAUCCUCACCUACUGAUAAGACUGCCAGGAAUGUGCCUUUCUGGCACUUACCCUUGGAGAAGGACAACAUGGAGCAGCCUACACCUCCACAACCAGAAAGCACUACCCCUCAGGGGUUGCUUUCAGAUAAAGAUGACAUGGGAAAGAGAAAUGCUGGCACAGAUUUCGGAUCCAGAAAAGCAUCAGCAACACAGCCUAUACCUGAAGACAUGAAAGAUCCCAUGGUUACUGAUCCACAACCAUACCAUGAAAAUGGGGCUCCUGCAGCUGAGAAGACAGAAGCCAGAGUGUCUCUUUCAUUGAUGGUGGAAAGCCGUUCUACAACCCAAGAGGAGGCCAUUCUCUCAGUGGCAGCAGAGGCUCAGGUGUUUACAGAUCCUUCUCAUAUCCAGUCACGAGAGAAAGAAACUUUCAGCUUUGAGUCACAAAAGGCCCAAUCCAAAAUGAAGUCAGCCCAGGAUAUUCAAACUAUCUACAAAGAAAAGCCUUCUGGAAAUGUUCGCCAGGCCUUUACAGCAAGUGUUUUGAGUAUGACAGAUACUCCAGCCAAAGGAGAGGUUUAUGCCAAGAGUCUGCCUCCUGAAAGCCUUUUUCAGUCCUCUAGGAAGCCUGAUGCUGAAGAAGUCUCCUCAGAUUCAGAGAAUAUUCCCGAGGAGGGGUAUGGUUCUGAAGAACUGGCUUGUGGUCACUCUUCCCAGUCCUCAUUGAAGUUUGAAGAUGAACAAAAAGUCUUCUCAGAAUCAAAAAGUUUGGUUGAGGACCAGAGCAGCUCUGAGGAAGAGCUGGACCCCAGAUGCCCUUCCCAGGCUUUAGAGGAGCCUGAAUAUGAAGUCCUCACAGACUCAAGCAGUUAUAUUGAUAAGUAUAACAGUUCUGAGGACUGCAGCAGCUCGGAGGAAGACCUGCCUCUUGGACACCCUGCUCAGGCCUUGGAGAAGCCCAAAGACCAACAAGAAGUCGCCUCAGCUUCAAAGAGUACUCCUGAAGAGCAGACUGCUUCCGUGCUGCAGCUGCCUCCCAGAGGCCCUUCUCAGCCCAUUAUGAGUCCUGCUGUUCAGCAACAAGUUCGCACCAGUUCAGUGGGCACUUCUACAAAAUGGAGCAGUUCCGUGGAGCCAAUCUCUCCAAGACGCCCUUUUGAGGCAUGGGUGAUUCCUAAAUCUGAGCAAAAAGUCUCCACAGGUCCAGAGAGUGCUGCUGUUGAGGGCAUUUUUCCAGAACCUCUGCCUCCCAAAAUUCCUCCUAAGCACCGGAUGAGACCUAAAGCAGAGCAACAAGGCUCCUCAAGUCCAGAAAUUACAAGUAUGGAGGGGGCUGCUUCUGUGGAGGCCCCACCACCCAGCCAGUAUUCUCAGCCCCUGAUGAGCCCAGGAGUCCAGCAAGAAGUCUCUGCAGGUCCAGAGACUGCUGCUGUUGAGGGGAGCAUUUCCGUGCAGCAAAGGCCUCCCAAACACCCUUUCCAGCUAUCGGUGAAUCCGAAAGUGGAGCAAGAAGUUUCCUCAUCUCCAAAGAGCAUGGCUGUUGAAGAAAGUGUUUCUAGGAAGCCUCUGCCUCCUAAACUUCUUUCCCAGCCCUUGAUGAACCCUAAAGUUCAAAAGAACAUGAUCUCAGGUUCAGAGGACAUUGCUGUUGAGAAAGUCAUCUCUGCGGAGCCACUGCUCCCCAGAUAUUCUCCUCAGUCCUUGACAGAUCCUGAAAUCCAGCAAAUCUCAGAAAGCACAGCUGUUAAGGAAGGCACUUCUGUGGAGCCACUGCCUCCCAGAUGCCUUUCCCAGCCCUCCGGGAGGUCUAAGUUCCUAGACUCAAUGAGUACUUCUGCAGAAUGGAGCAGUCCUGUGGAGCCAAUGCCUGCUGGACACACCUUCCAACCACGAGUUAGUCCUAAAUUUCAGUGGCAAGUAUCUGAAGGUCCAGAGAGCACUGCAGCUGAUAGGAGCAUUUCUAUGCAGUCGAUGCCUCCCAGACAUCCUUUCCAGCCACGCGUCAUCCCUACAUUUGAGCAACAAGUCUUUGCAGGUCCAGAGACUGCUGCUGCUGACUGGGGCAUUUAUGCAAAUCCACAGCCUCCCAGAGUGCCUUCUCAACGCAGGAUGAGAUCAAGAGCCAAGCAAGCAAUUUCCUUGCAUUCAACGAGCAUUUCUGCAGAAAGGUGCAGCUCUGUGGAGCCAACAUCUCCCAGACGCCCUUUCCAGCCACAGGUGAGCCCUACAUUUGAGCAACCAGUCUCCGCAGCUCCAGAGAGCACUGCAGCUAAAGGGACUGCUUCUAUGGAGCUGAGGCCUCCCAGACAGCCUUCUCAGCCCCUGAUGAGACCAGCAGUAGAGCAAAAAGUCUCCUCAGGUUCAAUGAGCACUUCUGCAGAACGGAGCAGUCCUGUGGCACCUUCCAAAUACACUGUCCAGCCAUGGGUGACCCCUAAAUUUGAGCAACUGUAUCAACUCUCUGCAAAUCCAGAAAGCACUACUGUUGAAGGGAACAUUUCUAAGGAGCCGCUGCUUCCCAAACAUCUUUCCCAGUUUACUGUGAGAGAUAGAAUCCAGCAACUGUCUUCAAAUUUCAAGAGCACUGCUGUUGAGGCAGGCAUUUCUGGGGGGCCACUGCCUCCAAAAUCUCCUACCCAGUUCUUAACGAGGUCUAAAGUUCAAGAAAUGACCUCGCAUCUAGAGAACGUAGCUAUUGAAGGCAUUUCUAAGAAAUCAAUGAUUCCCAGGCGUCCUGCCCAGUCAUUCGUGAAGUUUAUGGCACAGCAGAUCUUUUCAGAGAGCUCUGCUCUUAAGAGGGGUGGUGAUGUGGCACCUUUGCCUCCAAAACUUCCUCCCAAAUCUUCGUCGAAGCCUAAAGUCAAGCACCAAGUUUUUUCAGAUUGGGGGAAUGCUAAUCCUAAGGGAGGCGUUUCUUCAAAGAUGCUGCCUGCGAAGCACCCUUUACAGUCCUUGGGGAGAACUGAAGACCCACAAGAAGUUCAAGAAGUUUUCUCAUAUUCAAAGAGUGCUCCUGGGAAGUGCAGCAGUUCUAAAGAGCAGCUGCCUCCCAGACAGCUUUCCCAGGCCUUGGGGAAACUUGAGUAUGAGCAAAAAGUCUCUUCUGUUUCUGCCAGCUCUCCUGAAGAGUGGAGGAAUUCCAGAAAGCAGCUGCCUCCCAAACAUUAUUCCCAAGCCUCAGAUAAGUCUCAAGUCCAGCCACAGAUGUCAUCAAUGGGCCCAGUGAAUGUACCUGUAAAACAGAGCAGCAGUGAGGAGCACCUGCCUCCAAGUAGCCCUUUCCAGCAACAGGUUCAUUCAAGUUCUGUGAAUGCUGGUGCUGGGCGAUCUAUUUUUGAGACCAAUUCUGACAACUGGUUCCUACAAAGAGAUCAAGCUUUUGCAGACAAAACCAAGAAGUUCAGCCAAGAUUCUAAAACCCGCAUAAAGAGCAUCCUGGCCCCAGCUACCAAACCUGGGAAGUUCACCGUUCCCCCUGCUGGGCAAACAUCCACUUCCAGGGGCAUUUACUCCAAGGAAGAAGUUCUCGAGAGUGGUGAUGAAAAUAAUAACCAGCAUUCAAGCCUAUCCAACCAGGCACAUGUUGAAAACCUUUUUGGAGUUCGACUGAGGAAAGUCCCUGCCUUGCAGAAGUAUGAGAGUGAGAAACAAGAUGACUUCACCCAACCUGCUUCAGUGCCCUUGGGCCCAGUUUCAUCCUUUGUAGGUAAGGGGCAUAAAAUCAAAAGAAGCACAUCCGAGGAGCUCCAGAAUGCUGCAGGGAGCCUCACCAAAGUAUCUAACUUGGCAGAGAAGCAACAGAGCAGGCCAAAAUCUGAAAGCAUGGCCAAGAAGCAACCUGCUUGCAAGACCCCAGAAAAGCCUGCUCAUCAACAGUCACAUUAUGCCGUCUCAGAGCCAGCUUGGAUAACUAUGGAAAAGCAGAAGGAGAUGGGUUUCAAGGCCCAUAUUCCUAUGAAAGAGCUGAAAACCAAGAGCACAGCUGGAGCCAAGGCUGAAACUAAGGAGCCUAAAUAUGGGGGAGCUGACCCUGCAAAUGAAAACCAAGCUAAAAAGAUUUUCACUUCCAAUGUCUACAAACAGGAGAAGAGAGCACAGAUGAAGCCACUUAAGCCUAUAAAAUCAGUUGGAUUUGAGGCUCAGAAGACACUACAAAUGCCUGCCAUGGAAAAAGAAACCGAACAAUCUUCAACUGUCCCAGCCAAGUUCCAAGAGCCAGGUGAGCCAGUUGAGCCUGUCUGGUUCUCCCUGGCCAGGAAGAAAGCCGAAGCAUGGAGCCAUAUGGCAGAGACCACAGAAUAAAGAGCUCUUGUAUGGAGCAUCAGCAUUUUAAAUGAUAAUUGCUAAUAACCGUAUUAAUUCUAUGUAGUGAUCUUUUCACUGUGUGACCACUUUUAUUAAGCAUUUUAAAUGAUAAUUGCUAAUAACCAUAUUAAUUCUAUGUAGUGAUCUUUUCACCGUGUGACCACUUUUAUUAAGCAUUUUAAAUGAUAAUUGCUAAUAACCGUAUUAAUUCUAUGUAGUGAUCUUUUCACCGUGUGACCACUUUUAUUAAGCAUUUUAAAUGAUAAUUGCUAAUAACCGUAUUAAUUCUAUGUAGUGAUCUUUUCACCGUGUGACCACUUUUAUUAAGCAAAAUAAGUAUUAAGCAAAGUAUGAAUUUAUUAAGCAAAAUAAGAAUUUAUUAAGCAGCACAGCCUUAGAAAUGAGAAUUAAAACAUAAUUAUUUGAAUGAAAUAAAUGCCAUGAAUGCUUCAACUUCCAUAUAGUCACUGCCAGCAUCCAGAAACCCAGCAUUUUCUCUAUUAAAACUAUGGGAAACAUUUGCACUGCUGUAGAAUUUGCAAAGUCUUUAACUUUGGACAAUGUGCUUUAGAAGGGAUAAAGCAAAAACAUUUUGUUGGAGCAACUAAAAAAUUGUCAUUUCUCUCAGCCAAAUAAAGUGAUUCUAAUGGAAACAUUCAGAUGAUUUGAUGCAAAGAUUGGCCUUUAGGAUUUAUGAGCCUAGAUGGCUCAUAAAUGAGGCAGAAUGCUAGAUGGAUGCUGCAAUUAUUUGGUUGUUGCUCCAAGCUUUGCAAAGGCUCCUAGAAGAGGUGGUAGAAGUGAAAAUUCUGGGUCUCCAAGAAAAUUUCUGCACAGCCAGUUCUCCAAUCAGCCUGCUGCCCCUUGAAACACCUUCCCUGUAUCCCUGGGGGCUCCUGAUGCUUUCAUCUUGAGUGAUAGUAACAUACAGAGCACUUACACAAAGCUCCCUCUUGGCACAUGUCCCAUGUCGACCUGUCACAGGCCUGGCUGCAGCACCUCCCUAUGAGGCAGAAUGCUUCUUGGAAAUUAUCUUACUCCUCUGUAUGGCUAGUCCAUCAGUGCUUUGCUUCUUGUCUCAAUACUACUGUGACCCCCUCUGAUUGCACAGAAAUCACUGCCUGUCAUAUAUAUCCUGUUAAGCACUGAAGAUCCUAUUGAAAUUAGAGUUCUACAGGUGCCAAAAGCUGUACUUUCCAUCAAGCAGAUGGCAAGCUUACCACCUUGAUGCACAUCUGGGGCCACUGGAGCUCCUUCCUCUCUGGUUCCAGCCUUAAGGUGCAGAACUCCAUGAAGCUUCUUGUCCUUUCUCCUCAGCUGUCUUUGCUUCACAAGGUUUUAGCCCAAAGCAAGAGUGUAAUCUGAAAGCCACAGAGAAAUGAACUUUCUGCUAACUGGAAGCUUUGAGUAAAUCAGUUUUUUCCCACUCUCAUUCCUAGAGGCACACACCUCAAAAGUUACUAGGCUAGAGAGACCCUACCUUCCAGUGACCCACUCAUCCCCCAGCCACGGAGAAGAGGGAAGGCCAAAAAGGAAGAGUGAGAAAGAGGAUGAGAGGGAUGGUCAGCUAUGAGGGGAGGGGGCAAGUAGCCCAGCAAAUGUUGAUGCCUCCGUUUCCAUCUUGCCACACAGCCUUUUUCUUUUGCAGCACUGCCUCCAUUAACAGCUCCUUGGCUGAGGAUGAAGAUGUAGGUACUUUUGCCCCAGAGCCGGUUCCUGAAUUGGUUGGCUUUCUGAUAUGCAGACCACCCCAGAAUCUCAUCUAGGUUCACUAGAAGUUAGUUAAAUCUUCCUUUUUAUGUCUUUCCCUUCAUUCCAUCCCCCAAACCCACCAAACACUAAAGGAGAGCUCCCUUUGGAUGCCUGGGCAGUAUUUUCUAGGAGACCCAGAAGUAACUUCUCAGUAUAGUUAUGACUGUGUCUGCCUCUGUGACACUGUGCUGCUUUGCUAAACAGAAAUGCAGGUUGUCAGAGAAGCAAAAUGUUCUUAAGAGGUGGUGCUGCGAAUACAGAGCCUCCACACAGGUGUGCCUGACCAAGCUGAUGGCCUCUGGGUGGACACUGAUAUUUGGUAUGGGGAAGAAGGGCUAUUAGGUUUUUUGUAUGAACGCCUGGAGAGCAAAGAGAGCGAAUGGAGGGGGAUGUGGUUGGGGGGCAAGUGGAGGAGACAAGGUGGUUGGCAGUUGCACGAUAGCCUGGGUCAGGGCAUCUGACUGUGCCUUUAUAUUCUGAGUGGGGUGCUGCCCCAAGCAAAAAAAAAAAUCCAGAAAGGCACGGAGGUGUCAGAGCUAAACACUUGGUACUGGAUUUUGUUGAUGCUGGUAUAACGUGACAUGGUACAAUUACAUGCUAGAUUUUGCAUUUUCUCUAUAUAACAUCUAUUUUUCCUGAUCCUGUGCCUUUGCCGUUUGGAUAAUGCUAGGUUUUUGACUGAGUGAAUUUCACUUCUUUUGUAUUCCCAUAGUGAACAAUAUAUUAAGGUAGAUGCCCUUUAUCCCAGUACUCCUGGUAGAUUAGCUGUUAUACCUCCCUUUCCUUUUUCACAGUGAACCUGUAUUCAGUUAUUCUCACUCUGAGAACUCUCCAAUAACAAUUUCUUUUCCACGGUUAACAACAAAGCUCUGUUUUUAAAUGAAGAGAUUAAGUUCUUUUUAAAUGCUGAAAGCACAUUCUGACAAAUUUUCUACUUCUUUAGCUUUCUUGAUUUAUGAUAUAUGCAAAGCAAAUAAAUUCAAUAAAGCCUG